Messenger RNA from Enhydra lutris kenyoni (northern sea otter), 2908 nucleotides. Its product is annotated as catechol-O-methyltransferase. NCBI's taxonomy places the organism in Eukaryota, Metazoa, Chordata, Mammalia, Carnivora, Mustelidae. Gene Ontology annotation, molecular function: magnesium ion binding; catechol O-methyltransferase activity. The coding region runs from base 1329 to 2285 and encodes 318 amino acids. The transcript has 4 exons. Gene Ontology annotation, biological process: catecholamine catabolic process; dopamine metabolic process; developmental process. The record is from RefSeq and is a predicted model, not a curated record. Gene Ontology annotation, cellular component: dendrite; axon; membrane.
CCGAGAUCAGAUGAGAUCGGGCGCGUUCAGGGUGGUAUGGCCGUAGACUCCAUUGGUGAUAUCUAAAGGCAAAAGAAUCCUGCACCAAUUUUCUCUGCUUUGCUGCUGAGCUCAGAGAAGGAGUGCACACACCUGCCCUUCAGCACGGAGGGCAGGAGGCGGCUGGGAGAGCGGCUCCGAAAGUCAGGGUGGCCCCUGGGAGCAGAAGAGCAAGUGUGGGCCGAGGGUUGGGGCCCAUUGUGGCUGCACUCCGACCCGUUGAUAAAGUAUUCCGUGUGGGUAGACCACAAUGCCUAAAACACCAGAAUCUGGGUGUCCAUACUCACUUGGGACAGAGCCUCAGUUUCCUACUCCUCUGCCCUGUUCCCCAAACCACCCACCGUCUCCUCAUGGUCCUGCGUGGUGGGGUUGAGGGCCCUCAGUGUUCCUCCAGUGCUCUUCCCACCAAGGCCCUCAGCCUGCCUGCUCUCCUGGAUGUGCCUUUCUGAAACAGAGCCUCUAGGAAAGCAAGGCCCUGCGUGGCUGCUGGGGUUCCAUGGCCCUUCCUUGUGAGUCACCUGUGAGCGACCAUUGGCCCCAACCAAAGCCUCCCAUGUUCUUCUUUAUUUUGUCCUUUCCCAUUUUAUAAGGUGUCUGGCCUGAACUCUGGCCAUCUGCCCAGAAUAUUGUGAAGUCUGCUCCAUGCCCGCCAAUAGCCCAAGGCUGAGGGGCUCAACCUUGCCGGUGUCUCUAGGGGCCCCGUCUGGGUGGAUCCCUAGCUACCUGAAGGGGGCUUGCCAGGCAGACGUGGUACCGUCCCCGUGGUUGUCUGCUAUAGCUGGCGCGUCCCCUUUACCUAUGGUGCAGGCGGCAGGUCUGGCCUUCACCAGGGACAGAUGUAGCGUGGGUGGCUGUCCCCAGGGGGAGUGGCUAGUGGGUCUCUGCCUCCUGUGCCUGGCCUGGGGACUGCCUGUGUUCUUACCUGGAAAUUCACUUAAAGGGCCGCAGACUCCUCCUGGUAUGAGGACCCAAGAACACUAUACGCAGAUGGGGCCUCCCCUGUGCCCACCUCCAUCAGGGCUGUCUGGGAGAGUAUGCGGGGAGGAGGGCUGUGACUAGCAGGUCCCCAGGCAGGAGGGCCAGACCCAGCACCUGCUCUGUGCACCUGAGGGAGCAGCCCCAGGGGACUGCCCCAAACAGAAGGUCUGCCUUCCCCCAGCACUGAGAUGAGCCGGGCCACUGGGACACAUGGCUAAGCUCUUGAAGGCCCCCAUCAGCAAUGGGGGGCAAUAGCAGCACCCCCAAACUGAGGAGAGGGUGGGUAAGCCAGGAGGGGCAGGUCUGCACUAAUGCCGAGGGGCUGUGAGCCCCCAAGCCUGCUACGGGGCUUCCUGGCAGGCUGCAAAGCGCAGAAACCCACUGCCCUACGCCUGGCUCUCUUCCCUCCCCCUUCUCUCCCCUCCUCCUCACCCCACCCUAUCCCUGCCCUGUCUCAGAUGCCGGAGGCCCCACCCCUGCUGUUGGCGGCCUUCUCAUUGGGCCUGGUGCUGCUGGUGCUUCUCUGCCUGCGACGCUGGGGCUUGGGCAAACUCCUUAUCUCCUGGAACGAGUUGGUCCUACAGCCCCUCUACAACCUGUUCAUGGGCGACACCAAGGAGCAGCGCAUCCUGCGUCAUGUGCUGCAACACGCAGUGGCCGGGGACCCGCAAAGUGUGCUGGAGGCCAUCGAUACCUAUUGCUCACAAAAGGAGUGGGCUAUGAAUGUGGGUGACAAGAAAGGCCAGAUCUUGGAUGCAGUGGUGCAGGAGCAGCGCCCAUCAGUGCUGCUGGAGCUGGGCGCCUACUGCGGCUACUCGGCCGUGCGCAUGGCCCGCUUGCUGGAGCCCGGGGCCCGCCUGCUCACCAUUGAGCUCGACCCUGACUACGCUGCCAUCACCCAGCAGAUGCUGGACUUCGCGGGCCUGCAGGACAGGGUCACCGUUGUGGUCGGGGCAUCCCAGGAUGUCAUCCCCCAGCUGAAGAAGAAAUACGACGUGGACACACUAGACAUGGUCUUCCUCGACCACUGGAAGGACCGGUACCUGCCGGAUACGCAGCUCCUGGAGGAGUGUGGCCUGUUACGGAAAGGGACAGUGUUGCUGGCUGACAACGUCAUCUGCCCAGGAACACCAGAAUUCCUGGCAUACGUGCGUGGGAACAGACACUUUGAGUGCACACACUUCCCUUCAUACCUGGAGUACUCAAAGGAAAUAGAUGGCCUAGAGAAGGCUGUCUACCUUGGCCCGGGCACCCCAACUCAGCCUUGACCACCCACCCUGCUCCUGGAUCCCUUGCCAAGCCUGCUUAUGAAGGGCACCAGGGAUGUGCUCCUGCCAAGCCACUUUUGUGGCUCUGGGGUCAAAUGUACGACACUUGAGGCCUCUGAGCCACAAGCCUGCUGGUCCUGGCCCCUCUAGAGGGCAACUCUGGGCUGUCACCCCUGGUCUGCCCCAAGUGCAGCCAACUCACCAUACACAGUCACUGCAAUAAAUCUGUAAAGUAUGUUUGUGAGUACCAAAUCAGGAUGGGUGGUGCCCGUGACAGUGUCUCUCACUCCCACCAGCAUUUCAAUCAAUAGGGUUUCUUACACGGAUAGGUCUUCAGGCAUCAACUUUGCAGUAGACCCUUGGUGUAGGAACAUUUGGAAACCAAUGGACUGUGCACUCGUAGUCUGUUCUUGAGGUUUGCCGUCACCAGGUGGCAGCAAUGCCUCAGUGAUGGCACCAUGCCCAACAACUCACACCCACUUGUGAUUCCUGGGUUCUUUGACUUCAUUUUUAAGAAUGAAAUGCAACUUCUUUACUAAAAUCAGCUAUUAACAAUCUUGUAUACCGGUAUCAUGUUUAAAAGAAGCUAAAAGAGGAAUUAAAAUUUUAAAUAUUUACAAAGA